AUGUGGCGGGAUCGCACCAACCUCUACAUAUCCUACCGACAGUCCUUUGCACACCACCCCUCCAAGAAGCCCCGAUUUCUCGGCCCGUCCAAUGGCUUCGAGACCUCCGCGCAGCCGGAGGAAAGCCGGCGCCUGAUCUCCGAGACAGGCGGCUUCGACGAUGAUGGUGAUAUGGUGAUUGAGAUGGACUUGCUCCCACCGCGCUGGGUCGAUAUUCAAGAAGAAGUCUCCGAGCACCUAGCCGAUAUUGCGCAAAAGUCUUCACAACUGGAUAAGCUGCACCAGAAGCAUCUGCUUCCCGGGUUCGGCGAUGAAGAUCUCCGGAGACAGGACGAGGGCAUAAUUGAGCGUCUGACGCAGGAGAUUACUCGCAGCUUCCAUGACUGCCAGAAGGCUAUCAAGCGGAUCGAGACAAUGGUGCGCGACUCGAAGGAACAGGGUGGAGUGAGUAACGGCGAAGAGACGAUGGCGAAGAAUAUCCAAAUCUCCUUAGCGGCGAGAGUCCAGGAGUCAAGUGCUCGGUUCCGAAAGAAACAAAGCACUUACUUGAGGAAAUUACGAGACCUCGAGGGCUUCUCGACGCCAUUUGACCGCGCCCCAACUCCAGUCCAGAACCCGUAUACAGAUCCCUCGCUGAUGGAAUCCGACGCCGACAAGUCAUUCUCGCAAACCAUGUUGCAGCAGACAUCCCAACGACACACGGGCCAGAACGACGCCGCCAUUGCGCAGCGAGAGCGCGAAAUCAAUGAUAUUGCAAAGGGAAUUAUCGAGCUAUCAGACAUAUUCCGGGAACUACAAUCGAUGAUCAUCGACCAAGGAACCAUGCUAGACCGCAUUGAUUACAACGUGGAAAGAAUGGGGACCGAGGUCAAAGCUGCGGACAAGGAACUCAAAGUGGCUACGAAUUACCAAAAACGCACCACUAAGCGCAAAGUGAUGAUCCUUUUAGCGCUGGUGGUUGUUGGACUCAUUAUUGUCUUGGUCGUGAAACCCAAACAUUCUAGUGCUCCAGCACCCCCUGCCGAAGAGUCUUCGAACAAUAUUCGAUCUCUAUUGGCUUCAGUGGAUCGGGAAAGGAGACGUAGCUUGCCCAGUCGGUUUGCGAGGGACCGGUGGAUGGACCCGGAUAUACUUCGAUGA
Molecule: messenger RNA, 1140 nt
Organism: Penicillium atrosanguineum
Lineage: Eukaryota; Fungi; Ascomycota; Eurotiomycetes; Eurotiales; Aspergillaceae
Product: t-SNARE syntaxin TLG2
Exons: 4
Coding region: 1-1140 (379 amino acids)
Biological process (GO): vesicle-mediated transport; intracellular protein transport; vesicle fusion
Cellular component (GO): endomembrane system; SNARE complex; membrane
Molecular function (GO): SNARE binding; SNAP receptor activity
Source: RefSeq, a predicted model, not a curated record